AACAACCCAGCCUUUCGGUUUCUCCUUCAGGCUGGGUUGGGAGGUGGGCCCAAAGCUCACUAAGGGCCCUGGUCUGGGGUUUCCCUGGAAGCUCCUGGUAACAAACAGCCCCUCCCCUUCUGGGUGCUGGUAUCCAUGGCAACACUCUAGAGCCUUUCUUUCCCUAGGCCCGCUUGGAUUUCAGGCCUCAGGUGAGUGUUUGGGGUAAGGCCCUGGGCCUGGGGGCAUCACAGGCAAAGGACCAGUCCCUUUGGGGACUCCUGCUCUAGGUUGAGAGACAGGACCUCAGGUCCUAGAAGGCACGGGUGAUGGGGGAUGACAACAGGAAAUGUCCACGCAGGUGACAUGUUGCCUGGGGGUGCAGCUGCCUUGUCCCGGUCAGAAAUACACAGAUGUGGGCACACGUGUGACCAGCAGUCUAGUGUCCUGUGGGCUCCCCUAGCAACACCGAGAAUGGCGCCCGAGUCUUGCCGAGAGGAUCAAGAAGCCGAGAAAAAGGCUCCCUUAACCCAGGUGGACCAAGAGCUGGUCAGCGCCCACCUGGAGCCUCCCGUGGGCGCACCUCCGGAGCCGGGGGGUCCCACAUGCGCACAGGACGCCAAGCCCAGCUCUACACAGGGGGUCUUCUCCGUCAACCUACAGUUGGCCCCUGAGUCUCUGGACACUCGCACCUUGCGGCUACUGUGGGGCCAACGGGAGCUGGAGAUCCAGGCUCUGCGGUGGGCCGUCCAGAACCGCCAGGAUGCCCGGCACUGCCACGUCCUGCGUGAGGUGGCUGGGCUUCCACCUGAGAGGAGUGCCCGUAAUCAGGAAAAGUUCCUGCAAAAUCAGGUCCAAAAGCUGACUGUGGACCUGAAAAAGCAGAAGGAACAGGCCCAGCUGGUGAGGGGCAGGAGGGACCAGGGAGUCGGGGAGGGGACCCAAGCUGGGGUGAGGGGCAGGGCCCAGGUAGGGGUUGGCCUUGGGGGGUCAGCAGCUGGAGAAGACCCUGCGCACCUAUGCACCCUCUGGGAGCAGGAGAAGUCCCAGCUGGAGGAACGUCUGCUGCAGACCGCGACCGCCAUGCAGCAGCUGGAGGCUGAGCUGCAGGCCUUCCAGAAGUCCUGCCUCCUGCAGCUGGCCCGCUCCUCCACCGGCAGUGUGGAGGUGGUCACUGCAGAAACCCUGAUGGACUUCAGCGACGUCUCUGAGAGUGAACAGGGCCCCUCCACUCGGGAGGGUUUCCAGCUGGAGGACGUGGACUGGAGCAGCAUUGCCCAGCGGUAUCCCAACCUCUUCAGCAACAUGGAGUCCAGCUCAGACCCAAAGCACCCACGGCCCCUGCCACCCCCAGAGACCCCACUGUUGAGCGAGUGGGGCUCGGAGCUGCGCAGACCAGGGACAGAGCAGCGUCUCAAGAGUGUCGAGUGGAGUUCCCUGCCCUUCAUGGGCACGAGCAGCUCUGGGGGCGCGGACUCCGACUCCAGCAGUGGCCAGCUGGCUGAGCAUUAUUGUGUGCAGAAGGUGACAGGACACCCCCCAUGCACGCCAAGCCAUGACAAGCUAACGGAGGCCAGCUCCAGGAGCCUCAGCAGGGAAAUGCAGACACAGUCUGGAGUGCACCUGCGGGGUGCUGUGCGUCAGUUUGGCCUCGCAGGAGAUGUCCACAGUGCGUGCGGUGUACGGGGUGCCCCUUCCAACAGGUCUUUCCCUGGAUCUCAGGAUGGCCCAGCAGGACCAGCCAGCCCAGGGUGUUCCUGCCUGAAGAUUGUGGCAGUCAGUGCCCGGGAGAGGUUUGUGCGUGUCCUCAACCAGUCGCUGGAGGAGACUGCGGACCUGGGUGGCCUCACGCUGCAGCAGCUGGAGCACGGCUUUCCUGUGUGCAUGUACCGCUUCCCGCCCCGCACGCUGCUGCCUCCGCGCCACCAUGUCACAGUUUGGGGCGAGGGGCCCCGCAGCACCAAGAAGCACCUGCCCUCAUCCUUGGGCCAGGAGCCCGUGCACUUCCACUCUAGCCGGGGCUGUGUGACUCUCCUCCUGAACCCCAAGGGCGAGGUCCUGAGCGAGCAUCAGGCCGCCCACUGCGUGUCCCCCGCCUCGAGGAUCUUCGCUGACAGCACUGAUUUGUCCAUAGACCGCUUCCCGCUCCCAGAGGCCGGGCUGGUGGCUGACACCUGCACGCAGAGGCCCGGUCCUUGGCAGCUGCGGGCAGGCAGGGUGCAGGAGGCCCCCACCAGACGGCAGAGGCCCAGGUGGGCUCCGCGGGUCCCUUGGACACCAAAUGCCUCCCCAGGUCUCGGCCUCUCCAGGCUUCGCACCCCCCCCCCGCCCCUUCCCGCAGGCGGGCUUCGGAUCUCACGAGCGCCUCGCUCCACCAGGACGCGGGGCCUCUUCCCCCAGCUGAGCGCCAGCAAGACCUUCCGCCCGGGGGUGGUGCCAGCGCCGUCCGAGGCCGCCGAGACGCCGGCGCCGGAGCUCCUGCCCGCCAUCCCCGAGGCCGGGCUGCUCCUCGAGGACUGCCAGGUUGGGAAGGAGCCCAGGGUCCGGGUGUGCUGCAAGGGCGUGGACCGGGGCUGCCCGAUGGUGGCAUUGUCGGUGCAGAGCGCGGCUGAGAGCAGAUACGGCUUCCGCUUCCUUCCCUGCCCGCCGGUCACCGCCGCCAGGAGGCCGCGGCUGUAG
Molecule: messenger RNA, 2658 nt
Organism: Lontra canadensis (Northern American river otter)
Lineage: Eukaryota; Metazoa; Chordata; Mammalia; Carnivora; Mustelidae
Gene: LMNTD2
Product: lamin tail domain containing 2
Biological process (GO): chromatin organization
Cellular component (GO): lamin filament
Molecular function (GO): structural constituent of chromatin
Source: RefSeq, a predicted model, not a curated record